GCUCACACCAGCAUGGCCCGUCUGCUGGAAACGACGGCCGAGACGGCUGCAUGGCUCCGUGAGCUCUACGCAUCGACCAAGACGAACGCCUUUGGCGCGUGCAAGGCUGCGCUGGCAGCUGCCAUGCUUGACGUGCCACCAAUGACAGCGGCGUCCCGCCUCCUGGCACUGGUCGCAGCGCUGUGGUACGAAGGCAGUGGCGACCUGCCACUCGCGUAUCUCGUGCUCAUGACCAUGGACGAAGCUCGGCACUGGGAAGCUUACGUCGACGAUACCGAUCUACAGGAGCUCAUCGCCAACGUCCUCGCAGCCGUCACACGUGGCCGCAUCGAGGAAGCCAAGGUCGUCGUCAAGGCCGUUGAAGUGUUUGCACUCGCGCCACGCCUGCAGGACGUCAGUUGUUUCGAGGGCUACGUGGCGUCCCUUGUGGCGGUCCCCGCGGGCCAAACGAGUGCGAUCAAGUGCAUCGCGCUGUGUCCGACGCACAGGUGGCCCUACGCUGCGUUUCUAAGAACGCUCGUCGAGACAAAGAGCUGGCCCUUGGCCGAUCAGCUCCUCAAACAAUCACAAAGCUCGCUCUUGCCAGACGCGCACCAAGAUCUCUGCGCGACGGUGAUUGCGCUGGCACUGGCUGCGGGCGAUAUGAAAAGGGCCCACCGGCUCGUCCAUGCGUAUGGACUCGUUGAUCGCUUUCCGGACGUUGAGGUGGCCUUUCGAUCCGAGUCGUUGCAAAAGCUCUGCGCGCAGCGCAAGUGGGCCGCCGCCGCGUCCUUCGUCGGAAGCAACUCCAGCCUCCAGAUGACAUUGUUGGAAAAAGCAGUUGCUGCUGGCAACGUCGAUCUCGCGCGCGAGUGGCACCAGCGGUUCAACUUGCCGGCCGAGGCGUUCCCAGCUGCCGCCCCCGCAACGACCUCGGCGAGCUUUGUGGUAUUGCCUGAGACUGUGCCCAUUGAUAUCUGCGAUGCGCAAGACGACCUUCGAGCGCUGCAAGCCAGUCUCCGCGACGCACUGGAGGCGACGACGCAACCCGUGCUUGUCGGCGUGGAUCUCGAAUGGAAGCCUGUCUACUCGAAAGGCGAGAGCUGCCUCGCGAGCCUCCUCCAGGUUGCGCUUCUCGACCGCGUCUUUCUCAUCGACUUGAUCAGCAUCGAAGGGCAUUUGAAGGCACUGGACGUUGUGCAGUGGAUGCUGGCCGAGCCGCGGUUGCUCAAGCUCGGCUUUGGCAUCGAGACCGACGUGCGCGUUCUCGCCGACACGUUCCCCGAGGUUCUCCCACAGGUGACAGUGCAGUCGUUGCUCGAGGUCGAUGUGGUCUUGCGCCACUUUUGCCCGACGGCGACGGCCAAAAGUCUGUCCGACGUUGUCGCGACCGUGCUCGGGGUGCCGCUCGACAAGACCCAACAAGUCUCGAAUUGGGACGCACGGCCCUUGUCACUGGACCAGCAAAUGUAUGCUGCGCUGGACGCGUGGUGUCUCGUCCGCGUCACCGAGUGCUUGGCGGUCGACGCCGCAGAAAUCUGGUUCCAGCCGCUCACGACAACGCUGCGUGUCACAGCGGCCUCGCCUGCGGACGCGGCAGCCCGUCGAGAGGCCCGGUACGCGCUGCAGCAGCGACUGCCAACGUCGAUGGCGAUGCCGGGCGCCGCGGUUGCCGAGCUCUUGGCGUCGACGCCGGACGCCAGUGUCGUCGUAUCGCACCUCUCGGCGGUUGAUUUGACGGCCGACCAUGUUGUUGCCGCCAACACGCUCUGUCUUUUUGCCAACGAUGUACCGAUGGUGGCGCUUCUUCCUCAAACGACCAAGCUCGAUAUGGGCUACUUGGCGACAGCGACGGGCGCUUCCCGGCGGUCCGUGCGACUCGCCAAAGCCACCGAGUGUCUCGAUGUCUUUGGUUACGCACCGGGUUGUGUCCCUCCGAUGGCCCACCGCAAGGCCAUGUCGUUGCUCGUCGACAGCUCCUUGGCUGCAGCGACGACACUUGUUGUCGGCAGUGGCGAGCACCACGUGGUGCUGCAGCUGUCGCUGGCAACGCUUCAGACCCUAGUCGACGUUCGCGUCGUAGCGCUGUCAAAGGCGUCGGCGGCCGAUACAGAGGUUGCCCCGAUGACGAACGCCAAGUUCUUGGUCGAUUCUCAUUUGGGUAAGCUCGCGCGCUGGCUGCGCAUGCGCGGUAUCGACAGCGUUCAGUUUACGCAAGGCGAGAACGACCGCGACGCUUUACUGGACCAAGCGGCCGCGGAGGCGCGCAUGGUGCUCACGACCGACCGUCGCCUGGCGGCACGCCGCAGUGCAGCGCCGUGCUUUCUACUAACGACAACCGAUCCGCGCGACCAGCUUCGCCAAGUGCUCCAGCAUUUCGGCUUGGGGCAGCACAGCUCGGUCGCGCCCACCUUUGUCCAUCCGCGCUGCACCCAGUGCAACGGCGAUACGUUCACGCUGGUUGACGCCGCCGUUGCGCAGACCAAGCAAGCGCUCUCGGACUCGACCCUGGCGCACAUCAACGAGUACUGGGUCUGCGACAAGUGCAACAAGGUGUUUUGGUCGGCGUGGAAGCGAUUUCAGGACGUUCGCUUUCAAAGCUCGAGUGAAUAACCCAUCACGAUGACAUGUCGACAUCGAAGUAGACAAGUUGUACAUGUCUAUAAUACGUCCACAAACUACAUGAAUCAAGUCGCC
Messenger RNA from Saprolegnia diclina VS20, 2676 nucleotides. RefSeq lists its product as hypothetical. Gene Ontology annotation, biological process: nucleobase-containing compound metabolic process. NCBI's taxonomy places the organism in Eukaryota, Oomycota, Saprolegniomycetes, Saprolegniales, Saprolegniaceae. The record is from RefSeq and is a predicted model, not a curated record. The transcript has 18 exons. Gene Ontology annotation, molecular function: aminoacyl-tRNA deacylase activity; 3'-5' exonuclease activity; nucleic acid binding. The coding region runs from base 13 to 2592 and encodes 859 amino acids.